UCAAAGUAGUGUUAGGACACCAAGUAGUUGUAACGGCGGUGGUGGUGGUCUGGGAGCGGGUGGGUGUUCAAUGAGGUUCAAUGAUUGCAGACGACAUGCCGGUGGACUCCCAGCGUCGCCGGGCGGAAGACCAAAGGACUGCAUUGUUCUGUCUCUGAAAGGCACAGACAAUAGCUUCUUCUCUUGACAAGACGAGACUGGCAACAACAGCGUGCUUAGAAAGAAAAUUAUGUGCUUAGAGCAACAUUUAAAUGGGACAGGGCAUGCACAGUAGGUAAGGACGACAGGCUGGAUACACCUCACACUAGCCGACGACUUCAAAGCAAUGCAGGUGUACUGGUCAUGGUGGUGUGUUUAAACACCUGAUACAGGUUUUCACCUGAAAAUGUUUAAAAGAAUUGCCGGACCGUUUCAGUAACAUCUAACCUGUUUAUAAUCGUGAUCGGACAGUAAUAUCAGGAGUUGGUUAUACCUGUGUGUCAUUUCAAAUCACUAAUGUCAGUACAAGCAGAAUACUGGGGAGACAGGUGUGAAGCUGACCUCUAGUGCCAGACCAGGAACCACAGACAGGGACUUGAUUUUUGUCUCGCCAGAAAUGGAUGUCAUCAAGGGACAGCAACGACAGCGGCAGGUGGCGUCGUUGCGUGCGAGGCGGUUGAACCAGACGGCCGAGGCCCUGCUGCUGCAGCAGCUGCACGUGCUGGAGAAGCUGCAGGCGGUGUCGACGCGACGUCUCGCUCGCGGGCAGCACGCUGUCCUGCUGGAGGCCAUGAGCGCUGACCCGCCUCAACACUAUCCCAAGGGAGACAACGUCGUCAGUCAUAGACUGCAAUUACCUCCCUUGAAUAACUCUGCCGAGCCGAGCGAUCCCGUGCGAGGCUUGUGCAACUCGUUGGUUUGUCCUCAAAACAAGAAUGCAGUUGAUGACAGAAGAGACGAGGGUUCAGAAGGGAGGAUGGGUUCAUCGUGUCGCUAUGUGGCUCUGUCACAACUCCCUUGUCACCAUUUUCCCUGCGUGCGUCCCGCCACCUACAACACCUUCACUGGCUACCAGAGAAGUGUAGUCGCCAGGGUAAAUGCCUCCGUGUCGAACAAUUACUCUUCUUCGGAGCCGGGACAGCACGAGAUGUCGACUAAGGAGGAUGACCUGGAGGGUCACACCAGUCCUCGUACGUCAGUGCGCGAGCGGCUGCGGGUUGCGUCAACUGGUGCACGAGAUGCGCGCUAGGAACGAAGGGAAGAGACCGCACGACCGCUGCGUCAACUACGGUCAGCCGUUGUCACGCCGUCUGCUGCGUAAGCCAGUGGUUCCCAUUCACUCGAGGCGUGACCAGGUCACCCGGCCAUCACAUCCUAUAAACUUUCUACAAUCUGCUCUUGAGGUCAGCUCUGACAUGUUGCCCAGUAGUCUACAUCAGAUUGAAGUGCUAACGACAGUGGGUACAUAGGAUACAGGAUAAUGUUUAAAUAUAAAUCAUGAUUAACAUAAUCAAGUAAUGGCUCUUCAAACACAAAGUGUUUAAUUAAUCCGAGUGAUCAGGUGUUUUAGAAAAAGUCAGACAUCUAAGGCGCUAUAUAGUGUGUUGCUGUUUCAAAAUGGUUCUCCAAAGUCAUUUUUUAAAAGACUAAUAUCAGUUUGCCGAGUGAUUAUUAUCAGGAAUGAAUAUUGCAUUCCUUAGGAAUACGAUAUUCUCUCUCCUUUGUAGUACCUCUACAGAAAGAAAUGCAAUAGGUAUGAAUGUAUAUUUUCGAUGAUGUAUUUCAAAUGUGGAAUUUACUUGUGCAGUUUUUUCUUCUUUUUUUAACAUAUUAUGUCUGAAAGUCAGUUUAGUAGUUUAAUAAAGAAUUGUUCUUUCCA
Pomacea canaliculata is the source of this 1858-nucleotide messenger RNA. RefSeq lists its product as uncharacterized. The record is from RefSeq and is a predicted model, not a curated record. The coding region runs from base 596 to 1228 and encodes 210 amino acids. Lineage: Eukaryota; Metazoa; Mollusca; Gastropoda; Architaenioglossa; Ampullariidae. The transcript has 2 exons.